Molecule: messenger RNA, 3375 nt
Organism: Gorilla gorilla gorilla (western lowland gorilla)
Lineage: Eukaryota; Metazoa; Chordata; Mammalia; Primates; Hominidae
Gene: RAB3A
Product: RAB3A, member RAS oncogene family
Exons: 5
Coding region: 2052-2714 (220 amino acids)
Molecular function (GO): GTP binding; GTPase activity
Source: RefSeq, a predicted model, not a curated record
AUGGGGCCUCCCUAUGUUACUCAGGCUGGUUUCCAAUUCCUGGGCUCAAGCGAUCCUCCCGCCUUGGUCUCCCAAAGUGGUGGGAUUACAGGCGUAAACCUCCGCACCCGGCUAUUUUUACUUUAAAAUACUAAGUCAGUGACGGAAGCUUCCGCACAUUCUCGUGGCUCACUUUUCUCUUCCUGGGGAAAAAAGACAGGAGGUAUUUCCGAGAGAGCCACCCAUGUAGGAAGCGUGCCUUUGGGCGAUCAGGGAGCUGAGCAACCGAAAAACCUCCUCCCCUCCAAGGGGGCGGCAGGCCAGGGCCUGGACCAGCUGCCCUGGAGCCCCCCACAGAGCACGGACUACCGCGUGGGCGCGGAGGGCAGGGAGAAUGGGAGGUGGAUUUCUUUUUAUUUUUUGUUUUUCUGAAUUUUCCCAAUUUCUCUGCAGUGGAUUGGUGAUACUUUUAUAGUCCAAGUGGGGGAGGAGGGAGCAAACAUGUUACCCUAAAAAGAAAAAAUAAAUUUCCCAAAUGUAAACGGUGCGGGGACUUGGGGGUGGGCGUCCCAGUACUCCCAGGGCACUGGGGGCGGGCUAGGGACGGGGUUGGCGGCGGCUGGGCCUCGAGGCGCUAAGUUAUUCUGGUCUCUCGGCGCCUCCGCAGCUGGCGAGCUUUUUAUAAACAGGACGAGUCACCCCCCGCCACACACACACGCUCCAGCCCCGCCUACUGGGAGGGGUGGGGGGAGAAUCUAGGGGAUCAGGACUCUCCUGGGGGCCACACACCCCUGGAGGGUUUGAAAGCUGGAGUAGGGGGAGCAGGAGACCCAAAGUGGGGGCUGGGGUUUCGGGCUCCUCCCCCCUCCCCAAAUUCUGACUUCCUUCCCUGAAGAUUUGGAGGAAUAAAAGAUGGACCAUCUUAGCUCCCAAAAGGCUCCAUUCUCUGAGUUUUGCUUUCCCAGGAUGGAGGGAGGGGGUCUCCCAGCCCCCGGGUCUUUGAAUCCGAGCUUUGAAGAGCUGGAGGCUUCGGCUCGUGCCCUCCCUGUUUCCCGGGGCAUUUACCGCAGGCUUUAAGGGGUUUCCGGGACAGGUCGCUUCUCUGUCCCUGCUAAACCUUUUCUUCGAAUUUUCCUCUUGAUGACGGGGCGCAGGGAGGGGAGGGAGUUCCCAGAGAGUCCAUCAGCCCCUUCCUCCUUUUCUGGGAAUCGUGGGGAGGGGAGGCUCUCUUGACCUCUACUUCUUUCUUUUCAAACCUCAGAAACGGGGGAGAGGUGGAGUCUUUACUAGCCCCUCCCUCAGUGGGGGGGGGGGUCUUACGCCUCGGGAAUGGGACAGGGGUCCCUCUUGACCCCUGUUUAUUCUUUUGUAUUUAUUUUCAACCCCAUAUAUGUGAGGGCAUAAAACAUCUCUUGGGCCCCGAUUUUUCUUUUCUGCAAUUGGGAGUCAGGGGCAUUUAACAGGGGUCACAGCACCUUGGACUAGACGGUGGCCUCAAGAGUCCCCUACCUGGGGUGGGUGCGGGCGGGUAAGGGAACCGCCCCUCGAAGACCGGGGCUCAGCCAAGGCCUCAGCCUCUCGGCCCUUCAAUCUCCCAGAUGCCACCAUUGGACAAGAGGAGGGGGUAGACAAUCGCUGAUUGGCUACUCCGCCCGUCGCUCGAGGGCUUAAGCCAGUGAGAGAACGCUGAGGGGCCCCGCCUCUCCGAGGCGGACAGGAGGCGGACGAGAGGCGGAGUCGGCCCCCGCGCCGCUCCCGCCCCUACAGGAUGCAAACGCUAGGCCCCGCCCCAUUUGCACGUCAAUCUGCUCAGGAGCCCUGCCCCAUCUGGUUCUGCAUGCGUCAAUGGGCCACAUCUCUACGCGCGGCUCCGCCUCCGGAUGGCGUCACGGCUUAUCUACAUGUGAGGCUCCGCCCCUCCCUUUGCAGGACGUCACGGAGGACUGCAGGGGCCUGAGCCGCUGCUGCCGCCGCCGCCGCGCAGCCCCACAUCAACGCACCGGGGUCCUGUCACCGCCACCGCCAAAAAAGUCACCGCCGCUAGGGUCGCCGUUGCAUCGGUGCAGGGCAAGAUGGCAUCCGCCACAGACUCGCGCUAUGGGCAGAAGGAGUCCUCGGAUCAGAACUUCGACUACAUGUUCAAGAUUCUCAUCAUCGGCAACAGCAGCGUGGGCAAGACGUCAUUCCUCUUCCGCUAUGCUGACGACUCGUUCACGCCUGCCUUCGUCAGCACCGUGGGCAUCGACUUCAAGGUCAAGACCAUCUAUCGCAACGACAAGAGGAUCAAGCUGCAGAUCUGGGACACAGCAGGGCAAGAGCGGUACCGGACCAUCACCACCGCAUACUACCGGGGCGCUAUGGGCUUCAUCCUCAUGUAUGACAUCACCAACGAGGAAUCCUUCAAUGCAGUGCAGGACUGGUCCACCCAGAUCAAGACCUACUCAUGGGACAAUGCCCAGGUGCUGCUGGUAGGAAACAAGUGUGACAUGGAGGAUGAGCGGGUGGUGUCAUCAGAACGUGGCCGGCAGCUAGCUGACCACCUUGGGUUCGAGUUCUUUGAGGCAAGCGCCAAGGACAACAUUAACGUCAAGCAGACCUUUGAGCGCCUGGUGGAUGUCAUCUGCGAGAAGAUGUCCGAGUCGUUGGACACGGCGGACCCUGCGGUCACAGGCGCCAAGCAGGGCCCACAGCUCAGUGACCAGCAGGUGCCACCGCACCAGGACUGCGCCUGCUGAGAGCCACCCCACCCCCUUUCCCUUCUUCCCUGUCUUCCCCACCUUCCCCCAACUACCCGGGCCUGACCCGGCCCCUACCAGCCACAGGCACAAGACCCCUGCUCCUGACUUAGCCCGUCACCCUUAUUUAUUAUUGUAGCUAUUUAUUUAUUUAUUGAAGAUGUCCCCCAGGGGCCCAGGCUCCCCUGCCCACCCCAAGCCCUGCCCAUCCUGUACAUAUAGCCCUUUCCCCACUCAGCCGUGGUGUCUCGUGGCCCCGUGAACUCACCGCUCACCCUCCUGAACCGCCCCCCCGCCUUUUUUUUAAAUUCACCCCCAUCCACAGUUGUCAGUUGUGAAGAGGGGCCAGAUGACACCCUAAAGCAGGCUGAUCGGGCAAUGGGAGGUGGCCAGGCCUGCCAGCGCCUCGGCUCUGCCGCGGUGGGCCGAGGCCACUGUUGGGGGUUUCCCUGUGUGGACCAUGGGGGUCAGAGUCUGGCCUGCCAGGCUCCUCUCCCCAUUUUCUCUUUUGGUGGGGGGGUGUGCUGUGGGUAUUCACCACCCUGGGAACCCCCCCGCCGACCGGACCUGUUCUGACCUCAUGAGUGUCAAACGUGCCCCCCAGUUCCUUAGCAGAUGUCAUGACAACACUACACACACCCAAUAAAGCGAAUGGACCAUC